AUGAGUCAACUGCCCUUUGUCGAUUGGCACUCUACAGGCUUCGCUACAAAGGAGCAGUUUAAUAUGAUAGUCCUACGUGGUCUCGUGAAGCUUUAUAUCAAUGUCGAAGUCGCACAAGUCAAGGGCACACACUUUGGUGAGGAAUACCUACAAAAGAUAAAUCUGGACAGGGGAGGCAGGUAUGACAUGAUGGAUUCGAUUCCAAACCUGGUUUAUCAGUACUGUUUGCCCCUCAUCGAAAGGUUAGCGCCACAAACGUCACUCCAGGACCUCAGCCUCGAAUACUUUCUCCACACACCUGCCUACAACCUGAAUCUUGUCGACGCAGGUAAUGAAGAUAUUCGCAUCGAAGGGGGAGAAGAGUGUAUGUACACACCGUGUUUCAGUAUCUCCCCCAUGCGGACUGCCGAUCUGCCUGAGCUAUGCAAAGCAAUCCCUCGCUUCCGCGCAUGCGAAACCUGGAUAGCUCGCCCUAGAGAUAUGGGACACUCCCUUGAUUCAUCUCAGGGAAGGGUUAUGACAGUGGAUGGGAUCUUCAUGUUCUUCAAGCCGCGACUUGAAAUGCGUGAACCUGAUUUUGAGCGCGAGCUUCAGAUCUUAUUACGCAUCAACGAAGCUGGUCUGACAGCUCAGAUUAGAGUCCCUAGACUAGAGGGUAUCGUGAUAUCAGGCGAAAAUGGGGAAACAACAAUAGGCAUGCUCAUGACCCUAAUUAUCUCACCUAAGAUAGGGAUGCACUUGAAGAGCGAGGGCUUUUGGGGCAAAUUUGAGUUGCACAAGAAGUGGGAAGAGCAAGUUAUUGCUAUAGUACAGGAGCUGCAUGCCAACGGCAUUGUAUGGGGAGACGUUAAUCCAAUGAACGUUGUUAUUGAUGAGGCUAUGGACGCUUGGGUUAUUGAUUUUGGUGGGAUGAACAACAUUGAGUUUGUAGACAACAGGAACCGCGAGACAGUAGAGGGUGAUGAGCAGGGUAUCACAAGACUCUUUCAGGAGUGGUUACCGAGCCGCCUUUCUCGUCAUGAGAAAGUUUAG
Molecule: messenger RNA, 1032 nt
Organism: Dothidotthia symphoricarpi CBS 119687
Lineage: Eukaryota; Fungi; Ascomycota; Dothideomycetes; Pleosporales; Dothidotthiaceae
Exons: 1
Coding region: 1-1032 (343 amino acids)
Biological process (GO): protein phosphorylation
Molecular function (GO): protein kinase activity; ATP binding
Source: RefSeq, a predicted model, not a curated record